CUCACUUUUCUGGCCCUUGUUUCUGUAUUCUCUAUGGAGCCUGUUAUGGCCGAUAGACAUAGUCGACAAUGGACUAAUGACAAGGGAUUGAACUCAUUGGGAAAUGAGGAUCUUGUAACCGACUUGCCUGGCCAGCCUGCUGUCGAUUUCCGGCACUAUGCUGGGUAUGUAACAGUGAAUGAAGAGAAUGGAAGGGCGCUCUUUUACUGGUUCUAUGAGGCCACAACUCAACCCAAUGAGAAACCUUUGGUGCUGUGGCUUAAUGGAGGUCCUGGGUGCUCUUCUGUGGGAUAUGGUGCAACACAAGAAAUUGGUCCUUUUAUCGUGGACACUGAUGGCCAUGGACUUAAAUUCAAUCCCUACUCAUGGAAUAGAGAAGCCAACAUGUUAUUCCUGGAAUCUCCUGUUGGAGUUGGCUUUUCAUACUCAAAUACAACUAGUGACUAUGAAAAGCUUGGGGAUGACUUUACAGCAAACGACAAUUAUGCUUUCCUGCAUAAGUGGUUCCUCAAGUUCCCAUCAUACAGAAAGCGGAUAUUUUAUAUUGCAGGGGAGAGCUAUGCAGGAAAAUAUGUUCCAGAGCUGGCUGAGGUCAUCUAUGACAAGAACAAGGAUCCUUCUCUUUUUAUUGAUCUCAGGGGUAUCUUGUUGGGUAAUCCUGAAACAUGUGAUGCGGAUGAUUGGAGAGGUCUGGUGGAUUAUGCUUGGAGCCACGCUGUGGUGUCAGAUGAAACUCAUAAAAUUAUCAGAGAAAACUGUGAUUUCUACAGCGAGGAUCCAUGGAGCAACGAUAACUGCAGUGACGCCGUGGGUGAAGUACUUGACCAGUAUAAGCGGAUAGAUAUCUAUAGCCUUUACACUUCAGUCUGCACAAAAACUUCAAAACGUUCGGAUGACAAUUCCAUGCAAGUACUCUUUAAGCGAACAUCUAGGAUGAUGCCAAGGAUCAUGGGUGGUUAUGAUCCAUGCCUUGAUGACUAUGCAAAAGCUUUCUACAACAGAGCAGAUGUUCAGAAGGCCCUCCAUGUCAGCGAUGGUCACCGAGUCAAGAACUGGAGCAUCUGCAAUGCGGAUAUAUUUGUUAACUGGUCACAAUCACAGCCCUCUGUUCUUCCCAUAUACCGGAAGCUUAUUGCAGGAGGACUCAGAAUAUGGGUUUACAGUGGAGAUACAGAUGGAAGAGUUCCUGUGCUCUCCACAAGAUACUGCUUAAGUACUCUGAAACUGCCUAUCACUAGGGCAUGGAGGCCCUGGUACCACCAGCAACAGGUUAGUGGGUGGUUUCAAGAAUACAAGGGCCUCACAUUCGCCACAUUUAGAGGUGCUGGUCAUGCUGUUCCUGUCUUCAAACCAAGCGAGUCACUUGCAUUCUUCUCAGCCUUUCUCCAGGGAGAAUCUCCACCUUGUCAAAGUUAAAUCUCCACUUUCAUUUCUCCUGGCUGCAACUAUGUUCACUGUGGUUUGUUUUACGCAGCAGAACACAGCCGAAACAGAAAAUAACAAGGCGUAUGAAUGUUUUUUUUUUUCUUGAUUAAAUAUAACUAUCUUUUUCCUUCUUUUUUUAGCCUGUUUGGCUGCAAAGAAAGUAGAGGACAAGAGAUUUACUUAUCCGCAAUCAUGUAGCUAAAAGAUUCCAAAUCCUCUCCAUUCCUCCUCGCUUUUGUACUUUGAGAGAUGUAUACUGAAGUAUAGGUGCAAGACUAUGUUUUCACUGAAGAUAUAUAAUAAAAAUGGCGACUUCAUAUA
Vitis riparia (riverbank grape) is the source of this 1746-nucleotide messenger RNA. Its product is annotated as serine carboxypeptidase-like 31. Gene Ontology annotation, biological process: proteolysis. Gene Ontology annotation, cellular component: vacuole. Bases 34 to 1416 code for a protein of 460 amino acids. The record is from RefSeq and is a predicted model, not a curated record. Gene Ontology annotation, molecular function: serine-type carboxypeptidase activity. Lineage: Eukaryota; Viridiplantae; Streptophyta; Magnoliopsida; Vitales; Vitaceae. The transcript is spliced from 10 exons.